This is a messenger RNA of Polyodon spathula (Mississippi paddlefish), 4270 nucleotides long. RefSeq names its product protein mono-ADP-ribosyltransferase PARP4-like. NCBI's taxonomy places the organism in Eukaryota, Metazoa, Chordata, Actinopteri, Acipenseriformes, Polyodontidae. The transcript is spliced from 30 exons. Gene Ontology annotation, molecular function: NAD+ poly-ADP-ribosyltransferase activity. Bases 100 to 4158 code for a protein of 1352 amino acids. The record is from RefSeq and is a predicted model, not a curated record.
CCCACACCGUCUUCGCUUGCUAAAUACCAGGCCUUGAGGUGCAGUGUGGAGCAUGUAGCCCCAAACACUGAAGAGUUUUCUACCAUUGAGGAACUUCUGAUGCAUAGGAAUGAAAGUCUGACUUCAGUGAGGAUCCAUCAGAUAUUCCGCAUUGGCAGAGUGAAUGAGAUGUUAGACUUCCAGAGCCAGCUUGGCAAUGUCCAGCCACUGUUCCACGCCUCCUCUGCUAGCAGCUUCGUUGGUAUUCUGUCCAGGGGGCUUCUUUUGCCAAAAGUUGCGGUUGAACAGCAUGGCAUUGAUAGGACGGAUAUUGGUAACCUUGGAUGUGGCAUUUACUUCAGCAAUGCAUUGGGCACAGUUAUCAAGUAUUCAAAGCCUAGUGAAAGCGACGGCACGCGGCUCCUGGUGGUUUGUGACAUCGCUCUCGGCGAGUGCAAGCACCUGCACAAGAAAGAUUUCACCUUGGCAUCUGCGCCAGCCGGGUACAGCAGUGUGCUCGGAGUGCGUCGGACUGCAGACAUCGCCUCUGACUUUGAGGAUGAUGAGUAUGUCGUAUACAACCCCAGCCAGGUUCAAAUAAAGUAUGUUGUCCAGUUCUGCGUGGGAGACGAUCAGGUGAAGAGUUUUCAGCCCACUGUUAAUGUUACCAAUGAAGAAGAACCAGCAGGUCUGUCAGACACCCCAGCAGUGACUGAAGCCGAUUCCGAUGAGGAAUACACAAACCCUUUGGACUCUUUAACAGAGGGUCUCCAGGACAGCUCUGGGAAUAAGAUCCCCCUGAAAAGUGUUCAUGUGAAGGGCCGAAUGGUAGAUCUUUUAGCACAGAUUAUUGUCUUUCAAACAUACACUAAUCACAGUGUGGUUCCGAUAGAGGCCAAGUAUGUCUUUCCUUUGGAUGAAAAGGCAGCUGUAUGUGGGUUUGAAGCUUUUAUUAAUGGAAAACAUGUAGUGGGGGAGGUGAAGGAAAAGGAGAAAGCACGACGAGAGUACAGGCGGGCGAUUCAGGAGGGGCACGGGGCCUACCUCAUGGAUCAAGAAGCUCCAGAUGUUUUUACGAUUAGUGUUGGAAACCUUCCUCAAAGUGCCACUGUCCUGAUUAAAAUCACCUAUGUGACUGAGCUUGCUAUUGAAUUUGGAUCUAUAGUCUUCCGGCUGCCUGGCAGUGUGGCUCCGUGGCAACAGAGCAGAGCACUGAACGAGAGGACACAGGACACAGUAGAGAAGAUCUGUGUGAAUGAAAUGGAGGAAACCGGUGGAUUUGCCUUGGACAUGUCGGUUGAAAUGCCACAUGAGAUCACACGCAUUUGGUCUGGAACCCACAAAAUCAAACUCAAGAAAACUCAAUGUAAAGCAGUUGUAGUCACGGAAGAGAACAGCUCUUUAGGACCGGCUGGAUUCAGCCUCACUAUUGACUUGUCUGAAGUGUACCUGCCCAGGAUGUGGGUUGAGAAGCACCCAGACAAAGACAGCCAGGCUUGCAUGUUGGUGUUUUGCCCAGAGUUUGCUCCUGGUAGUUUUCCAGAGGACUGUGAGGUUGUGAUUUUCUUGGACAGUUCCAGUUCCAUGAGGGGGUCAGUGCUGCAGGAAGCCAGACAGAUUGCUCUGCGGGUGCUUAGUGCUCUGCAUUGCAAGAUCAAUGUUCUUGUAUUUGGUACAGACUAUAAGGAAUUGUUCCCCUGUCCACAAGAUGAUGUCUUGGAAGCUGCUAAGCAGUUUAUAAUGUUUUCACCACCAUUAAUGGGCAACACUGACCUUUGGAGACCUUUACGCAGUUUAAGUUUGCUGGCUCCUUCUAAAGGCAUCCGUAACAUCCUUUUAAUUUCGGACGGACACAUUCAGAGUGAGGGUUUGACCCUGCGACUCGUGAAAGAGAACGCCCAUCAUACCAGGAUUUUCACUUGUGGGGUUGGCCAUACAGCAAAUCGACACAUGUUGAGAUCCUUGGCACAGUCUGGAGGUGGAGCUUAUGAGUUUUUUGACAUAAAAACGAAACACAACUGGAGAGAAAAGAUUGCCUUGCAGGUGAUGCGGAUGGUCUCUCCGAGCUGCAGCUCUGUCUCUGUGAAGUGGCAGCAGUUCAGCCCCAAUGCCUCCCAGCCUGUCCAGGCCCCUGCACAGCUGCACUCUGUAUUUAGCGGCAAUCAGCUUCUUGUUUACGGAUUUGUGCCUCACUGUACACAGGCCGCUCUGUCUGGUGUGGUCAACAAUCAGGAGAUUCAGACAAUGGUUUCAACCACUGAGCUCCAGAAGACUAAAGGGACAAUGCUUCACAAGCUCACAGCAAGAGCCAUCAUCAGAGAUUAUGAAUACGGAAAUCUGCAUACAGAUGAAACGGAACAUGAGGUAAGAAAAGCAGAACUGAAGUCCUUUGUCAUUGAGCUUAGCAAGGCAUACUCCAUUGUGACUCAAUAUACAAGCUUUGUUGCAAUUGAAAAAAGGGGUGAGAAUGAAACAGAAGGGAUUGAUGCAGUGACUACAGAUGAACGGAUUGCAGAAGAGGAUGUGGACUUCUUGUCUUAUUUAACAUGGGAAAGAGCAGAGGACGACUGUGGAGGGUCCUUGGAUGGCUUGUGUGGUGACAUCAGACAGACAACAGUUUUGGAAGAAGAAUUGUGCCUCUGUAGCAGCCAGGAUGUUCCCACGUCAGAUUGUAUGUGGAAAGAAGAAGGAGGAGGUGCUGUUGAACUUGAGACAGGUUUAUGGAGGGAUCCUAAACACCACGACGCCUUUGCGCAGCAGAGUUUUCCAGGCCCUGAACCCAUUCCCCAAGUACCAGGUGGUCUUCCAGUGCCAUUGUUCACCUAUCAAGCUGCCGGAUGUCUAAAGAUGUGUUCCUCUCCUCCUCCUCCUCCUCCUCCUCGUCUCUGCUACAGCAAGACUAUUCCUGAAGAUUUUGCACAUUCUGCUGUUACAGGAAUAGAAAGAACACAGAACACAGUUUCAGCUCCUGUUGUUUUCAGCUCCUCUAGUCCUGUUGGUAGAGGACCUGCCUUGGAAAUGACUGAAAGCAGUGGCUAUACUCAACCUUUCUCAGGCUUUGGCUUUGGACAGCAACUUCCUUCCAAUCCCUAUUCAGAAUUUUCCAAGGGCGCUUUUAGGUUUGGUAGCUGCAGUGCUUUUGGUAAUACUCCUGCAGUUUCAGCUCCUGCAAAUGCAACUUUAGUCAGCGGAUCAGGCAUUAAAUCGGGCAAAAAUAUCUUUGGUCAGCCAGCGAGUAGUUUUGCAUUCUCCAGUGGCAGGAUGUUUGUACAGUCUCCCUGCAUUGAUUCAGGACUUGUAGAAAUUGAUAGCAGCAAUGGUCUUUGUCUGGGAAUCUCUAACACAGCUGUUCCAGAAGAGUGCAGUUUACAUGAAAGUAAAGACCCAUUAUCAUCACUCACCAACUUUAAGCAUUUGGUCUGUAAUGAUGAAUUGACCUCACUGGUGAAUGAGUCUUCAUUACCUACCCAAUUUGCUCCAGUCGUUGACACAGUUGAGAUGAGCCAGCUACAAACAAAACUUCGAAAAUCAAAAAUUAAGCGCAGAGUACCGGCAGAACAGCGAUCAGGUGCCUUCCCCAUCAGUCACAAGCACUCAGUCCCUUUAUGCAGGCCUGGCUCCUGUCCCAUGAGCAGUUUAGAAACAAGGGAAGAACUUUAUAACCCUUCAAGAAGCAGAGCCUCCUCGUUACCCUGGACACAGCUGUUUGACCUCCAGCAUCAGGACGGCUACUGGCAGUUCAGUCCAGAGUUGGGCUCCCUACUACAGAUGGAUGUGGAUUAUUUUGCGAAUGUCUUCCUCAAGGAAAAAGGCAUCCUGUCUUUAGGUGUCAAAUCAAGUGAAGAAAUAUUAAGGCUUGUUGCAACGAUGUUAGCACUGCAGCUAAUACGAUAUAUGGAGCAACUGGAAGGAAUUAUUUUCAAGUCUCUCUUUCAACUAGAUGACACGGUGCAUCAAAGAUCAGAACACUGGGGCUCGGUGAAAAAAGCAGUGGAUUGGGUAAAGGUGGCAGACUGGCGCUAUCCAUCCAUUUACUGGCGACUGGAGCUUGGAAGAGACUGGGAAUCAACCACACGCCAGCUGCUGUGUAUUGACCCAGUGAAGCAGAACUCUCCCCUGCAUCUAGUGGGCAUCACAUGUUUUAAACCUGGCUGCUUCCCAAAAGGUGGAUUCAGUUAGCCGAUUCCUGCCAAUGAAGAAGGGACAUUGUAUUAAUUCAGGACCAAGCAUUUUUCAGUGGGAUGCUCCCCCAGGACCAGGUGUUUUUUGGCUGUAGUUGACUCUCUUCCUA